AUGGCAGCAGAUGCUGGGAUAACCAGCCAGAAUGGCGAGAUGAGUACCGCCAAAGAGACUACAAUCUCAACUCCGUCUCUUGCAGAUGAGGCGAGGGACGAGUCGGUUCCAGAACGAAGCGAAGAGACGGUGAAAAGUGCUUCGAAUGACGAAAACGCCGAUUCAUCAAAAAUUGCAGAAGCCAAGCAAGAGGACAACAAGAAGGAUGGGUCCAAUAAAGACGACUCUAAGAAGGACGAGUCCAAGGAGAAUGAGCUAAAAAAGGAUGAGCCUAAGGACAAGAAGAAUGAAUCCGCCCCAGCGCAAACAGAGAAGCCCGCACCGGCUCCCGCACCCACCACCAUCGCAUCAACAAGCAAGAAAGAGAAGCCAAAGCCAAAACCCAUGCAGGCAUUUUCGCGCGUUAUCCCGAAAACGCGAGAAUGUUUCACUUGGGAUGAAUUCAAGAAUCAUCGAACCGAAGACCACAACUACGCCAUCGAGACACUUGUGGCUGGCGAUUCGCUGAAAGCAGAAAUCGAGGAGUCGGAACUUCUUUAUGAAGGUCUCGACGAUUUUCAGUUCAUGGGCGGGUGGGGAGGCGGCUUCCGAAGAGGUUUUGGUCGACGGAACCCUCAACACAAGACGGUCAUUGACGACGGAGACGAAGUUUGGCUUCAGCGAGUGCGAAUUAACUCUAGGGCUGUGAUGAUGUAUCUUGGACGCCAAAGUCCGGCAGGAAAGAAAUGGAAUGGGCGACCGCACAUCUUUCGUCGACCUUUCCGUUACCUGAUCCAUUUUCAUGACCAAAUGAAAGAGGCCCUAGCUGAGCUUGAAGAAUCGGCUUCAAGCGCUGACUCAAAGUCUGCCGACUCGGCGCAAGUCCAGGAUUCAAGUACAGAUAAGGGCAAAGAUAAAUCGGAUUCUGAUUCUCUCGGGAUAGAGUCUCUCUUCACCCAUUCCGAUACCUUGGCUGAGAUGAGACUAUAUAUCAAGUUCGUUGAUGAAAUGAUCAUUCCGGAAUAUCAGCGCUUCCAAGAUCCUGAUAUCAACACUGCACCUACAAAGAUCAGAUGGGACCUCCUAUGGUAUCUCUUCAAACCUGGAGACCUAGUCUAUGUACCCAAUCUCAAUAGCGGUGUCCGAGCUCGAGUCCCCAUGGGUUGGGACGGCGUGUUUCAACGCCUCCAAGCUGGAUUCGGCGACGGUGGAAUGGACUCAGGGCCAUCGACCAACCACAAUACCAGAGGAUCUCAUACUGACCAGAUGGUAUGGAGGAUAUAUCGAGCUCCCUUCAAGCAGUCGGUCAUUGAUGGCUGCAACUGUGAAUCUUGCCUCAAGAUGGACUCAACCUGGUCAAUAUCGUGCUACCACAUUGACUAUGAUGGUCAGAAUUACAGUGCAGUAGGAAGAACUAUCGAGAUUCCCUCAUUCGAAGGGGAGCGUGAGAUCACACAGCUGCCCUGUUACCCUAUGAGAUACGUCAAACAGCGAGAUGAGAUAAUGGAGAGAGGCCGACAAUACGGCAGCAAAUUUAUCGAACAUAUUGAUCCUGCAAAGAGAUACAGCUUCUACCGCGGUUGGACACUCAUUAAAACACCUCUCGGCCAGCCUAUCGAAGACAAAAAUGGAAGAGUCAUGACUAGUCCUGAACAUAUCGAAAGUGAGAUUCUCGUCGACUUCGAAGAGGCCUUCAAUACAGAUCCAUCCUGGAAGCCCGACAUCCUGGCAGUCGACGCGCUGACCUACAGGGUUGUCAUAUCAGUUGACAAUGAGAGCCCGCUGCAAGAGUGGCAUGAUGAGAAGCGCACCAACCUCAAGGAUGCCUGGGAGGACAAAGUGAUUACCGAAGACGGCGUCGACAUAAUCCAGAUGAAUGACUUUAUCGAAACGGAUUUGCUGCUAAGGAAAAAGAAAGACAACGAAAAUGAGCUUGAGAUUGGAGAACUUGAAGGCGACAACCUUGCUCUACUGCCUAGACGACUCUUUGCGUAUGCCCUUUGGGAGCGCAGAUUCGUACAGGUUGACAUUCGAGACGUUUCGUUCCCCGAGCUCAAAGACAAGGACAGAGCCUUUGAUAGCCUCCAGAUCCCCGACGAACACAAGACUUUGAUGCAAUCGCUAGUUUACUCUCAUUUCAAAAAGAGAGUCACCGAAGGCACUGUUGAGAUUGCAACCCAGGAUCUCAUUCGCGGAAAAGGCAAAGGAAUCGUAAUUCUGCUCUUUGGUGUGCCCGGUGUUGGUAAAACAGCUACUGCUGAAUCUAUAGCCCAGAAGUUCGAGAAGCCUUUGUUUCCAAUCACUUGCGGAGAUCUUGGCUUCACGCCUGAGAGCGUGGAAAGAUCUUUGAGUGAGAUAUUUCGUCUGGCUCAUCUGUGGGACUGCGUCCUCCUCCUAGACGAAGCGGACGUCUUUAUCACACAGAGAGACAGGAAGGAUUUGGAAAGAAAUGCUCUGGUGUCUGUGUUUUUGCGGAUGCUCGAAUAUUACAACGGCAUUCUGUUCCUUACCACAAACAGACCUGGCGUUCUUGAUGAAGCAGUCAAAUCUCGAGUACAUUUGAAUCUUCACUACAAUUUCCUCACUGAGGACCAGGUGGUUGCCAUUUUCAAACUCAACAUUCUGCGACUUAAAGAAAUCGAAGACCAGGCUGCUAAGGCUCCCGGACACACCAAACUUUUCAUCGAUGAGACCGAUAUCAUUAAUUUUGCCAGUGAACACUGGAGAAACCACACAGAUGGUAUUGGGCGAUGGAAUGGGCGACAGAUUCGUAAUGCUUUCCUCAUCGCCGCAUCAUUGGCGCAUUAUGAGGGUGACAUGGGGAAGAGACCAGAGGGCCUACAGAAACAACUCACUUCAAAACACUUCAAGAAGGUGGAAGAAACUACCAGACGGUAUGAUGAAUAUCGAGUCGCUUGUCUUGGAGACACCGACAGCUACCUUGCUCACGAUCGGUAUGAGAGAGAUGAUGAGUGGCAUCCUCAUGCACGAGGCGCUCCCAAUGCCUAUAUGGCUAAUGUCCAGCCUCAAGGCCCUGGCUUUUUGCCUCGGGCUGGGAGUUACCCGUGGCAGAGACCUGUACAAGCGCCCGUAAACAUGAAUCCAAGCUCGGUGCAAAGACAAGGAGCUGGAGGAUGGUCGAAUAACACGGAAGCGCGUCCCCCUCCUGCCCCUGCCUCUGGAUAUCAACCACCUAUGCAACCAUCUCACGGACAGCCCCCGCAGCAACAAUUCUCACAACAGCCGGGACAUAUGCCAGGCAAAGGGCCCGGAAGUUCAAAUAGCCCGAAUUACAUUACUCAAGGUCCCUACCCUUCUCCUCCAGUAGGGCAUAAUGAGUCACAGGGCUACGAUAUGGGAGGCAAUUCACAGAUGAAGCCUAGAGGAGAGCCGAGGAUGGAUGAAUGGAAUGGCGGCGGCCAGCAGCAGCAGCAUUGGCAGCAGAAUCAGAAUGGGUUCAAUUCAUAUUAA
Molecule: messenger RNA, 3450 nt
Organism: Trichoderma gamsii
Lineage: Eukaryota; Fungi; Ascomycota; Sordariomycetes; Hypocreales; Hypocreaceae
Exons: 3
Coding region: 1-3450 (1149 amino acids)
Molecular function (GO): ATP binding; ATP hydrolysis activity
Source: RefSeq, a predicted model, not a curated record